AAACGGAGCCGAAAUUCGAGGGAGUAAAGCAAACUUUUGCCCCGCAAAAUCAACCGCAGAGAUUGCUAAGAGGGGAAAAAAUAAUAGCGAUGCAAAAGAGAACAAACACCAAACAAACAUACAAGUGACAGAAGCAAAAACCCAACCGCGUGGUCACCGUUUUGACUAAUGCACGCGUGCCCAUGAGUAACGCGCGCCUUUGCCAGUAACGUGAAAGUUCUACGCGACGUGACAGAACCCCCGCAGGCUUGCCGCUGGGUUUCGGAAAAGUUUGCUCCCCUACGGAGGCCGAAAACCACCGCCGCAACCCCGUCCUAAGCAUCCCCAUUGUGGAGGGUUGCAAUUUUCUCCACCACAAGGUCGGUCCAGCCUGUGAACAAGCAACAAGCAGCGCAAGUGGAAGUGACGUGGAAGUAGUACGUGGAAGUGCUUAACUCGUGAGAGAGAGAGAGAGUGUGUGUGUGUGUGUGUUUGUGUGCGCGUGCCUGUGUGAUUGUGCGCCGGUGUGUGCCCAUUUUUCGCAAUGAUCGCGGCGCGCCGCCGGGGUUUCUAUUAAUAAAGCUAUGAAGUUAAUGUUACCGUCCGCGAUGGUGGUCGCGAAUAAAAUAAUGCCAGCAGGCGCAACAACGCGCACACGCUAGUGAAGGAGCCGCUGGGAAAGCCGAACGCGGAGAAAGAAAGCAAAGAAGAAGAAAAAGAAGAAUAGGCAAAAAGUGUCACGGUUGCAGAAAUUCUGCGUUCCCCCAUCGCGAGUGCAAGGCCUCCCGUGUGCGUGAAAUUUGGUGGAUUAGUAGGCCGUGAAGCGCCCUCUGCCGGAGCGUGCUGAAUUAGUAAGUGUCAAGCAGUGCGCGGUAGUUCCUGGUGUACGAGCGAAUUUAGGGUGGCUUUUUCAACGGGAACGAGCGAGAGUGAAUUCGUUGGAAUUAGCAAAUACACGUCCGCGUGUCCUUCGGUGUGAGCUCGAGAAAAAGUAAAAAGUACGAGCGCAAAAGAAACAACCUUAAAACCUCAGUAUUGUGCACGGCGGUUACGUAAGCGAGCGCGUUCGAGAAGCAAAAAGAGGCCUGUCCCGGUCUGCAUCGCAAAUUCAAGAGCAGUAAAUCGGGGUGUAUCGGGGUGUCCGGGUGGCGCGAAAGCGCACGUAAAUCUGUCCGCACGUCAUUCGCCGCUUCAUUGGGCCGGUGCGCGAACGAACGUGAGCCAAAUCCACGCGAUCCGCGUACCGCGUGGAAGAUCAAGAACAUCGCCGAAUGCGCCGCACCGGUCGAUAAGUGGCUGUGAGAAACGAACCCCAGCCUGGGUGGGGUGGGCUUUGGAAACAUUCCCACACCCGGCCUGGCCAAGGCCGACGGGGAAAGGCGUGAACGUGUCAAGGUGUCCUCGGGGACGACGAGCCGAGCCGUAGUGCCGCUGCAGCCGUCAGCAUGCCGGCCACGUCGUUCGACCGCGUGCACCGGAAGUCGCAGUUUUACUCGCGUCCCGAGCGCACGCUCUACGGCAGUGCCGAGGAUGUGCGGCCUGGAUCAUGGGACGGUGCCCAGGACAAAGAAGGUGAAGGUCGAGAAAAGGACUCGACCGAAGAUGAACUGAGUGAGGACCUGCCACUGCUGGAGGCUGAGGAGGAUCUACACCUGCAAACGCGGGGCGCGAAUGGUGCGAGAAUAUCUGAGCUGAGGUGGAACUUCCUGGAGGCAUUGAACAAUCUCGGAUCUUGGGCCGUUCCGAGGAGGGAUUUAGAUCAGGAGUUGUUGGUAGAUAACCUGAUCGAGCACGUGGUAGCCCUCCGGACGGGGCAUAUCCAGCAAUACCCGCAAUCGCCGGUGGAUGGGUUGUGUUGUCCUAUCUGCGAAGGAGUCCUGCGAUAUCCGGUGACUGCCACCUGCGGUCAUACGUUUUGCAGGCAGUGCUGUUUCGGACGCAGCCGAUGUACCGUUUGUGGCCAGCGGUUUCCAUCGGUGACGGCCACGUUGACCUCCGCAUUUAUGUCACCGUCUGCAUCGAGCUCGUCCUCAGCGACGGUCACUUCCGCCGGUGAGGUGACAACGGCCGCAUUCACAGGUGCGCUGCCUGCGUUGGCUUCCGGUGAGACUGAUGUCCUUCAGAGUGGUGGACUCGAGCUGGAUAUUCUCAUCCGGCGGCUCGUUGAGCGCUGGUGGGCCCCGGAACUGAAAGCGGCUGACCUGCACGAGGAAGCACAGCGCCAUCUGGAGGCAGAUUCGCUCGACGAAGCGCUACGCUGCUGCAACCAGAGUCUGGAGCACGUGCCGACCAGUGCGAAAGGACUGCAAUUGCGCUCGGAGGUGUUGCACCGGCUGAAGCACUACCAGAGCGCCCUGGCCGAUGCAGACAGUGCCCUAAAGUGUCUCCCGACGUCGCACAAGGCUUACUAUUGCCGGGCGCUGUCCUUGUCAGCACUGGGGAAGUACGAAGACGCGGUCGUGGCACGUUGUAUAUCGAUCUUCCUCGACCGGCAUUCGCAUGGAGUAACGAACGUAGUUAAAACCGAACUAAUGCAAGAUCUGCAACAGCUGCUACUAGGGCCAUCGGAGCUCGUCUUUAUCGAGCCCGCAAUCGUAGAUCAACCAGAAGAUGACGAUCCGCUUGGAUUGAUGCUCGACCAUUCGUACGAUCUGAUAGCUGGCUGCCGUAAACGACGUCAUCGUCACGACCCUUCUCAGAGGCGUAAGGCGAAAAAGCAUUUCCUGACGCUUCGGCAGGACGACUUUGACGAGGACCAUUCCGAGUACGGUGGGGCGGAUUACCUGAGUAGUGGCAUUCUGUUCGACUUCGCCAUAGACGAUCCGUUCGGUGAGGAGUCUCUGCUGGAACCGGCUCGUACGAGGCCACGUCAACAUCGCAGCCAUCACCGGAGGCGCUGGAAAUCUGGCGGCUCGCUAAUGCAAGCCGAUCUCAGUCUCGAGCAACACCUGCGCGAUCAUCACUACCAUCAGGCGCAGGAGCACCAGCAAACGUUGCAGCAGCAGAAGAACCUGGAGCAUCAGCAGCACCACGGCUCAAUCAUUCCGCAGGUUAACCGACGGCUGAAGUCUCUCUUGGAGCGUCUGGAUGGUGAGCUCCAAUCAACCCGCUGGCUGGACACGACGCCAGUUCGAUUAGCUGUAAAUCCGGCCCUAGUUGAGCCGUCCGAUUUUGACUGUGUGUUGUGCUGCCGAACGCUGUGGCGACCAGUGGUGACGCCUUGCGGACACACCUAUUGCUGGGUGUGUCUCGAUCGGUGUAUGGACUACUCGUCCGCUUGUCCACUCUGCAUGGCGCCGUUGGUGGAGCAGUUCCGAAACCGAUUGUCAGCUACCCCAGCGGAACCGACUGGUCCUCCUGGUCCACUAACCGGAGCACCCAACAACCUGAUCUCACUGGCAAAGCGUAAGAUGACGCGCUUUGUCGACCUCGCCAUGCAACGGCUCAUCCCAGAGGCGUACGAACGUCGGCAGCUGCAGGAACAGGAUCGUGAACCAACCGUGCCAGUGUUUAUCUGCACGACUGCGUUCCCAUCCGUACCGUGUCCGCUGUUCGUGUACGAGCAGCGCUACCGGUUGAUGGUUCGCCGGGCGAUCGAGAGCGGCGAACGUAGGUUUGGUAUUGCACUUCCAGCGCAGCCUGGCCGCCAGCGAUACGUCGAGUACGGAACUAUGCUAGACAUCCGGGACUGCGUGCAGCUUGGUGAUGGAUGCUCCAUCCUUUCGACCGUCGGUGGACGUCGGUUUCGAGUGUUGACGCGUCACGAGCGCGAUGGAUAUGAUACGGCCCACGUGGAGUUCUUCGAAGACGAGAAGAUCGGUGGAACUGAAGCCGAUGAACGCGUGCAGUUGGUGCGCGAAUUGCAUGAGAAGGUGCUGCUCAAGGCGACCGAAUGGCACCGAAGCCUUCCAGAGGGCAUCCGGGGUGAGAUCUUCAAGAGCUUUGGUAAGAUGCCGGACCUCGAGGAGAACUGGGAAGACGUGACGGAUGGACCGGCGUGGGCUUGGUGGAUUAUCGCAAUUCUGCCUCUGAACGAUAAGCUCAAGGUCGAUAUCCUUUCGACGACAAGCCUCAAGAAGCGGCUGCGGGCGAUCGACAAGACGCUCAACCUUGAGUCGGUCCAGCAGAAGCGCCAGCGAGCCGUGUGCGUGAUGGCCGCGGCUGGUGCGUCGUCCGCGUGCUGCGAAGGACUAUCAUCGCCGCAACAGUGCCAAGCAGUUGACUGUUGCCUGCGCGAAAGAACUACCUCAAGCGUGCAUAAUCAUCACCCCCAUCACGAUGGCGACAGGCAGAGCGAUACAGCGCAGCACCAUCAGCAUCUGCAUCAUCACCACCAUCACCAUCAUCACCAUCAUCAUCACCAUCAUCACCAUCACCACCAUCUGAGCCCGUCGGCGGACGAGUAUCUGCUGUAG
Messenger RNA from Anopheles nili, 4394 nucleotides. RefSeq lists its product as uncharacterized. The transcript is spliced from 6 exons. Bases 1425 to 4394 code for a protein of 989 amino acids. Lineage: Eukaryota; Metazoa; Arthropoda; Insecta; Diptera; Culicidae. The record is from RefSeq and is a predicted model, not a curated record. Gene Ontology annotation, molecular function: metal ion binding; protein binding.